AUGAGUGGGCUCGACGCCGAGUCGCACGUUGUGACCGCCAAAACCAUGCAGUCCCUCCAUGCCCCGAGGCUAGUCCCCGAGAAAACCGCGGUCGACACACUCGAAGCGCCACUGCAAGCCAAGACGCCGGGCGCCAACUUGCCCGAGAAGACGAAAGAGCGGGCUCAAAUCGUCGAGGAGACGCAGUUGUUUCAAGCCAAACUCCGCGAGCACGCCGUGUGGGUCCAGCUUCACCAGCGCGAGCUUGCGCAGCAGCAGCAUUUUGCACUUAAAGAGGAUGGAAGUCCGCGAAAAGCGUCGAGUGAAUCACCGGCCGGGUACGCGCGCAAGCCGCCGACCAAGAAGCUAGCAUAGCAAUGCCCACUUGAAUCCGUUGCACCGUUCCACGUGGACGGAUACUAGAUAGUAACUUAUGUAAACCCUCGACUCCAACAUCGCAAAAUGUGCUCUUACGAC
Molecule: messenger RNA, 456 nt
Organism: Saprolegnia parasitica CBS 223.65
Lineage: Eukaryota; Oomycota; Saprolegniomycetes; Saprolegniales; Saprolegniaceae
Exons: 2
Coding region: 1-354 (117 amino acids)
Source: RefSeq, a predicted model, not a curated record